ACGGCACGGGGUUACCUACACGCGUUUCCAUGGGGUGGCUGGCCGUCACUUUGCCUGAUUAAAAACCGACAUGUUUAUGGCAUUGCCAUGCUUUUUAUUAUGCAUUUUGGUACUUAAUACAUAUAAAAAUAAGGCAAAUACCUAAAUAACUUAACUUAUUUAUCAGAAACCUGAUUUCACAGUUGUGAGAUUCUCGGUAUCCAUGGUAACACAGUGUUUGCUUUGUAGCUGAGGUUUUACCAGACAGACGAGCCGGAGUUGGUGUAAAACUCGAGGAAUAAAAAGAUGAAUAAAAGACAAAAUGACCCUGAAAAGGCGGAAAUUAAUUCUCUGGUGGACACGGCGCUGUGUGAGGACGACAGGAGAUUUUUUCAGUCUCUGAACGAGUUUAUUGACGAAGAGAAGAAGUACCUGCAGUGUCCAGACGAAGGCGCUGAUGAGCUGCGGUACAUCAUCUACCGCUCUGUUUUCAAUAAGGUGAUUGGUCGAGCAGCAGCCUAUAGGAGGCUUCUUCUGGCCAUAAAGGCGGAGUAUGACGACACCAUCAGGGAGCUGAAGAGGAGGGAGGAUGAAGCUGCAGCAGCAAGUUCUGGGUCCCACCUACAGUGCCUGCUGAGCUGUCAGAGACAGGCUGCUCAGAUCACAGACAGAAUCUCUGUCCUUCAGAGCCAAACAGCAGAACUUCAGGAGGAGGUCAGGAGACAGAAAUCUACCACUCAGAGCAGACUGGUACCAGGUCUGACUGUGGCCCAGUGUGAGGAUCCUGAGUUUCUGCAGGUACUUCUAGAGGAUUUACAGACCCAAAGAGAGGUUCUGUUGGAAAGGAAGAGUCAAUGUGUUCCUGUGGAGGUCCAGUCUGAGCAUAAAUCUGAGCUGCAGAAGGCUGAGCACCACAGAGACCACUUGAGAGCCCGGAACCACCGGCUGAUGACCCGCUUCAAACGUCUGAAGUUUGUCUGGGACCAUCUGAUGAGCUGGGAGGAGACAGGGCAGAAGGUUCCUCUGGAGAAUCUCCUGGGUUCUACGAUCCAGAACAUCCAAAUGAUCAGUUCAGAAUCACUGCAGAAUCAAGACAUGGAUGAAGACUUCUGCUGCAUUGACGCUGAGCUGUCUGAGCAUGAAGAACCGACCGGGGUCGAUGAGUCCAAACUGCUCAGUGAUCACCUGGACAGGUUCCUGGAGCUCUUUGAAGCAGCUCAGUAUGAAGCAGCAGCUCUGCAUGCAGCCAGAUCUCCUGGAGGAGUCCUCAGGAACUCCGACACUAUGGAGAUGUUUGAAGGUGUGCAUGGCCCCCCAGCGUCCACCCCCCCUGCCCUGCUGUUCUUCUGGGCCCUGCUGGUUACCGUGGCAACAGGUAACCGUGUGUCAGGUGAUGUGUCGCUGCAGGGCGUCAGCUGUGCUCUGCAGCAUGGAGACAUGCAGCUCAUCACUCACGCCGUCACUCAGAACAAACUGACGUUCACUGAGAAACUGGGUGACACUCUCUCUGAGCAUGCUCAGAAGAACCCAGGCGCAGCUGACCUGUGUCUGGCUUUGGCCACCAUGAUCUAUGAGGGCUGCAGGAUACACCAGAAGACUGCACUGAGCAUGUGCAGAAGAGGUUUGAUCCACAGCGCCGCUGAGUUCAUGAAGCAGCAGCUCUCUGCAGAGGAGUGCAUGUGGGUCCUGUCCUCCUCACCCAGCCUCUCCCUUCUCCAGCUGCUGACAGUCUCUCAGAGGGGUCAGGCAGCCGUCUUAUCGGUGGGCGGGGCCUGUGCCUCCAUGCUGGCAGACCCUCAACAGCAUCGGUUAGCUCUGCAGCUUCUGGACGGCUUUAUGAGCCGAGGUCCAGACGUGUUGGUUGACGUCAUCCUGGAGGACAGCAGCUCCUCGGUGGACGUCUGGGACCAGGUGGCCUGUCUUUGCUCUGACCUUAAGCGGGACGACCUGAGCCAGGCGGUCCGUUCCGUCCUGCUGGACCAGAACGGAACCGGGGUCAGGUCACCUGACCUGGAAGGAGCCCGGCUCACGGAGGACAUCUUCCUAUGAAAGCUGGUUCUUCAGAUGAUUUGAACCAAGAAUAAAAACCUUCUGUUGUUCAGCUGAAGCUAGAGUCACUUCAUUGUUCUGUGAUUUAAAUGAAACAGUCAGAACUGAUGUUGGACCUUCUGCAGAGACUGAAACCAACCCUGCCUCUGAC
Girardinichthys multiradiatus is the source of this 2179-nucleotide messenger RNA. RefSeq names its product clathrin heavy chain linker domain-containing protein 1-like. The coding region runs from base 286 to 2028 and encodes 580 amino acids. The transcript has 11 exons. Lineage: Eukaryota; Metazoa; Chordata; Actinopteri; Cyprinodontiformes; Goodeidae. The record is from RefSeq and is a predicted model, not a curated record.